AUGAGAGGGGAGGAGGAAGAGGAGGCAGAGGAGGAGGAGGCAGAGGAGGAGGAGGAGGAGGCAGAGGAGGAGGAGGAAGAGGAGGCAGAGGAGGAGGAGGAGGCAGAGGAGGAGGGGAGGAGGAGGAGGAGGAGGCAGAGGGGAGGAGGAAGAGGAGGCAGAGGAGGAGGAGGAGGCAGAGGAGGAGGAGGCAGAGGGGAGGAGGAAGAGGAGGCAGAGGAGGAGGGAGAAGAGGCAGAGGAGGAGGAGGAGGAGGCAGAGGAGGAGGAGGCAGAGGAGGAGGAGGAGGAGGCAGAGGAGGAGGAGGAGGAGGCAGAGGAGGAGGAAGAGGAGGCAGAGGGGAGGAGGAGGCAGAGGAGGAGGAGGCAGAGGAGGAGGAGGAGGAGGCAGAGGAGGAGGAGGCAGAGGAGGAGAGAGGAGGAGGAGGGGAGGAGGGGAGGAGGAAGAGGAGGCAGAGGAGGAGGAGGCAGAGGAGGCAGAGGAGGAGGAGGAGGAGGCAGAGGGGAGGAGGAAGAGGAGGCAGAGGAGGAGGAGGCAGAGGAGGAGGAAGAGGAGGCAGAGGAGGAGGAGGCAGAGGAGGAGGAGGAGGAGGCAGAGGAGGAGGAGGAGGAGGAGGCAGAGGAGGAGGAGGAGGAGGCGGAGGAGGAGGAGGAAGAGGAGGAGGAGGCAGAGGAGGAGGAGGAGGAGAGGAGGAGGAGGCAGAGGAGGAAGAGGAGGCAGAGGAGGAGGAGGAGGAGGCAGAGGGGAGGAGGAGGAGGAGGCAGAGGAGGAGGAGGAGGAGGCAGAGGGGAGGAGGAAGAGGAGGCAGAGGAGGAGGAGGCAGAGGAGGAGGAGGCAGGAGGGGAGGAGGAGAGGAGGAGGAGGAGGAGGCAGAGGGAGGAGGAAGAGGAGGCAGAGGAGGAGAGGCAGAGGAGGAGGAGGCAGAGGGGAGGAGGAGGAGGAGAGAGAGGAGGAGGAGGCAGAGGGGAGGAGGAGGAAGAGGAGGCAGAGGAGGAGGAGGAGGAGGCAGAGGAGGAGGAGGAGGCAGAGGAGGAGGAGGAGGAGGCAGAGGAGGAGGAGGAAGAGGAGGAGGAGGCAGAGGAGGAGGAGGAGGAAGAGGAGGAGGAGGCAGAGGAGGAGGAGGAGGAAGAGGAGGAGGAGGCAGAGGAGGAGGAGGCAGAGGAGGAGGAGGCAGAGGAGGAAGAGGAGGCAGAGGAGGAGGAGGAGGCAGAGGAGGAGGAGGAGGAGGCAGAGGGGAGGAGGAGGCAGAGGAGGAAGAAGACAAGGCAGAGGACAAGGCACAGGAGGAGGAGGAGGAGGAAGAGGAAGAGGAAGAGGAAGAGGAUGGAGAAGGUUCAGAUAUGA
Knipowitschia caucasica is the source of this 1344-nucleotide messenger RNA. The record is from the annotation of a GenBank genome assembly. NCBI's taxonomy places the organism in Eukaryota, Metazoa, Chordata, Actinopteri, Gobiiformes, Gobiidae.